GUCGCGCUUCGAUAGAAAACAAACCCCUCUCUCUCUCUCUCUCUCUCUCACUCUGUUUCUCUUCAUAGAGGUCCUGGCCUGCUACUCCCUCCUUCGGCGGCUGCCGGAGCGACCGCCGUCGGCUUCAGUCCUGGCACGCUCUCUCUGUCUAUCCUUCUGUCCAUUUCGUCAGAUCCUAGCUUCCUCGUCACACUUUUUCGUGUGCAAUUUCUCUCUCUUUCAUGAGCGAUCUGUUUUUGGUGAUCUGAUUGGUACAGUGGUUCGUCUUAAUCUUGAGAUCCCCUCAAAUUUUUGACUUGUUGCUUCCGGAAAGAUAGAAACAGGGAUUUUCUGAAGAGCUGCUUAUGUCUAGCUGUGAUUCAACACUGUUUUGAGCAGUCCUUUAUGUAUUCCACUUUUCUCAAGAACUAUCUCUUUGGUAUGUUGGAAUGGAGUGAAAAAACGAUCUAUAUGCUUUUCCUCAUUAAGGUAGCCAUGCCUUAGUAACUUCCUUUUUGGAGGAUUCUUUGAACUUCACAUUUUGGUCAUGUUGACGGAAUGAGUUAAUAUUUGUAUGCAAAAGUAGCCUGUUAUAUUUGUGUUGAGUAUAUGUCAAGCCUUGUUGUUCAAUGAUUCUUAUGUCACUUGUGAUUCUCUUGAACUGAAGAAAUUGACAAACAUUGGGAGUUGAGAUUUACAUCUCUUGGAAGGAUUUCCUUUUCUUUGAUUUUGAGUGGCAAUCUUUGUUCUCACUGUUAUCAGUCGAGUGUGUGUGUCCUCUAUAAACUCAUUUAAGGAAGAAGAUGGAAGGGGAAGAAAUGCAUGGUAGCAGUGAGAAUAAUAUCGAAGAAGGUGGAGUGACAAGGAUAUUUGUGGGUGGUUUGGGAGGGGCUGUGACUGAAGAUGACAUUCGAAAGACCUUCUCCUCUCUGGGUAGGAUUAAAGAUGUUGACAUUCUUCGAACCAAAGGCCGCAGCUUUGCUUACAUGGAUUUCUACGCCUCUUCCCAAGCUGCUCUUGCUAAGCUCUUCAGCAUGUACAAUGGGUGUGUCUGGAAGGGGGGGAGACUGAAACUGGAGAAAGCUAAGGAACAUUAUCUUGUUCGCUUGAGACGGGAAUGGGCAGAAGAUGCAACUACAAGCAUUGCAGCCAGUAAUGAUAUUGAUGAAGAGAAGAACAUUAUCACAUCAGAAAGGCCCAAAAACGUUCAAAAAACUGAAAAGGACCUUAAGAUUUUCUUUCCAAAAUUAAAAAAGGUAAAAUCAUUGCCUUUUAAUGGUACUGGCAAGCACAAAUACAGUUUCCAGCGCAUCGAAGUUCCUGCACUCCCAAUCCAUUUCUGUGAUUGUGAAGAGCAUAAUGAUUCUUCUUUUGUUGCCAGCGGAAAACACGUACUUGAUUCUGAAGCACAAUGUGGUGGGAUGAAUGAAGAAGAAAUUGUUAUGAUGGAGUCGGUGAUGAACAAGCUCUUUGAGAGGGAAAGCAUUGCAAAGGAUGCAGCUGGUGGGAGUGGAUUGCCCACGGAAGUAGAUAAUUCUAUCAAAUCAAUCAAUGAUGCUCUAGUUGAUGAGAAUGGGGCAGAUGAAACUUUGGAUGAUAAUCUCAUCAUAAACAUAGUGACUGGGGGAAACAACGGACAGGCUUUAUUCAGAAGUCAGGAACAAGAAAUGAUAUCUGCAAACCAGGGAUUUACUGAACGGCAAACUUUUAAAGAUAAGAAAACUGAGAAGAUGAACAACAGUAGGGAAAGGAAGAUUGCACCCGCUAACAAGAAGAGGAAAUUGCAGUUGGAUGAACCAGAAUCAGUUGUCCAGCAAUCAAGCACCAAUCUUUCAAGCUCCCGAAAGUCCUCAUGGCGGGAACUCAUCAAUAGCGACAGUAAAUUCAGCAUCUCAAACUUGCUGCCCUCCGUCAUUCCUACAGUGGAAGAGCAGUGCAAAAUGGAAGAUUUAAAUGUGCCUACUGGUGCUCCUACAAAGGAGGAGGAAUGCAAAAUGGAUAAUUUAAAUGUGCUUGAUGCCGCUGACAGUAAAAAUGAGAGUGCUGUUACACACACAAGCUUGGAAGACCAGCCAACAGAGAUGGUGGAGCUGGCAGAAGCUGUGUCUACCAAACCAAAUGAACCUGUGAACAAAUCAGGUAGAGGGUCAUCGUGGAAACAGAAAUCCUCAUGGACACAACUGGUUAGUGAUGUUAACAGCAGUUCAUUCAACAUUGCACAAAUUUUACCAGGUAUCGACUUCGGAAAAGAAGCACUCCCAACACCCAGUGGCAUGGAAGUUGCAAACUCCACUGACGGGAAAAACAGUGAUCAUAAGCAGAAUAUAAGUCAAUCUGCUAGAGGGGAUUUUACAGCAUUGGCAUUAGUGGAAGAGGGACUCCUUGAGGCUCCUAUGUGCUCGAAAAUGGUUGAUUUAGAAGAAGAGGUGAAUAAAUCUGGCAUGCAUCCAGGGCAGUGUACUCUUGAAAAAACUGCACCUACUCUAACAGGCAAUGAUGCGGUUUCAGCCCCAUUAGUCGAGAAGAAACAUUAUCGUAAUGUCGAACAUGGUGAAUCUUGCAUUUUCAUGAGGAGUGCUGCGUCGAUGAAAGAGUGGGCGAGGACUAAAGCAGCUCUAAGUGGGUCACUUAAGAAGACAAAAGGCAAUGAGAAAUAGGUGCUGAAAUGGCAUGAGUUAUGUUUGUAGUAUAAGUCGGUCGCGCAUUAUUGGUUCGGGAUUGAUUCCUAAACUUAGAAACCAAUAAAUUUGUUUUUUCAGUGUUCUGUUUUGGUCAAAACCAAACUGAUAUUGAAGUUAAAAUGUCAGCCACCUGAUUACCGACCUGGCCAAUUAUCCUUCAUCUGGAGAGGGGAAUGUAAUUAGUGAGAAUUCUUUUUUGUAGCCCACUAUGGAGAUCAGGGGUUGCAGUGACAGUGGAGUAUGGGUAACAUUUUUAUUUUUCUGAAA
Molecule: messenger RNA, 2927 nt
Organism: Malania oleifera
Lineage: Eukaryota; Viridiplantae; Streptophyta; Magnoliopsida; Santalales; Ximeniaceae
Product: protein REPRESSOR OF SILENCING 3
Exons: 6
Coding region: 783-2636 (617 amino acids)
Cellular component (GO): nucleus
Molecular function (GO): RNA binding
Source: RefSeq, a predicted model, not a curated record